AUGAAAUCUACUGAAGAUCUUUGGUGAAAGGAAGAAUUUGAAAGUGUUUAUAACUUUUUAAUUAAAGCAUGCAUACUUUCAUGCAUUGCUCCAUCAUUAAGGCUUAUCAAAGAAAUCUUUAUCCCUAGUGAAUUCACCUGAAUAUGGUUUGCUCCACUAGUCAUUGCAAAUAUCAUAUGUUUAUUAAUUGUGCAAUUCUCCUCCAAAAACGGUCCAUUUUGCAAAAUCAUCGUUCUGAUCCUUGCCAAUGAAUUUCACAAUUUUCAACUCUUCAUUUUGUCAGCAAGUCAGUUAAACAGUAAAAUUUUUGAAGUUUUAGCUUGGGUUGCUAGAGCUGAGCUUGAAUUUACGAUUAUAAGAAACACGUGAGUUUUUAAUUCUCUUAUGUUUAUUCACUUGUGUGUGUGAUAUGUAAAAUUAGAUGCAAUAGAUCCCUUGACUCUUAUUCUUGAUAUAAACGUUAUAGUUUUAUUAUGCAAUAUAAGUAGAUCUCAUAUGAUGAAAAAAUCUUAUGAGAGAUUUGCUUACAGGAAGGAAUUGGAAAACACAACAAACAGAUUAAAUACAAUAACGCAAGCAUUAUUUGAAGGAAUUAUCAUAUUAUCAGAAAACGCAAAAGUAGCUUUUUUUAAUGGGGAGUCUUUAGAAUUACUGAAUACAACAGCUGAAAAUUUAAAGACUGAUUUAGACUCAAUAAAAUAUAUUGAUGGCAAAAAAAUAGCAAGAUUCAAUGACUCAACAAACUUAAUUGAUGAUAUUAUCUAUUUACUGAAUAACCCUCGACUCGAAGAAACUCUACUUGGCAUUUCAUUUAUUGGAAGUACAAACAUUGAGUGAAAAGCAAAAAAUAUAACCUGAGAAGGCAAGCCCUCACUAUUUAUUUCAAUCAGAAAUUCAAAUCAAAUUAUUGAGCUUGAGAAAAACAUUUCAAAAGAAAAUUUAAGAAACUUAAUAUUAAGGUCAGCUUCACAUGAACUAAAAACACCUUUGAAUUCUAUUAUUUAUUUUACUAGUGAGCUUUUAAAAGACAAAGCUUUGUCGAUUAAUGAAAAAUCAAAGAAAAAAUUGAAGACUGUCCUGAUUUCAGGAAAACUGAUGCUUUCUUUAAUUAAUGACUUACUUGACUAUUCAAAAAUUUUAACUGGUGGGCUGAAUAUACAGAAAAAAGUUUGUAAUAUAGAAGAAAUCAUAAUAAACACAUGCGAUUUAAUACAACUUCAAGCAGAAAAAAAGAAAAUAUCGAUUAUUUAUCGAUUGGAUCCUUUACUGCCUACUAAAAUAUAUACAGAUCCUCUUCGGUUUGGCCAAAUUUUACUAAAUUUAGUAACUAAUGCAAUUAGAUAUACAAUAAAAGGGAAAAUUGAUAUAUCUUGUGUCCUUACCUCAAAAAAUAUACUAAAAUGCUAUGUUGAAGAUACAGGAAUUGGCAUUGAUAAAAAAAAUUUGAAAAGCAUGACUAAAGAUUUGAAUUCAUUAGCAGUCCCUAGCAUUGAUUCUACAGGGAAAGGUCUUGGGCUACAUAUAUCGAAUCUCUUAUCAAAACAAUUAGGUGGAGAAGUACUAAAAGCAAAAUCAAAUUUAGGGAGAGGGUCAACUUUUUCUUUUAAAAUAGAUAUAAAUAAUGCAAAUAAUCAUCAGCGAGUAGAUGAUAAGCUAAAUACCAAAGAAUGCAAUGAAAACGUCAUGCCUGAAUUUUCCAUUUCAAAACAAUAUUUUGAAUCACGAGCUCUAAACCAAAGCGUUUUAAUCGUAGACGAUAUGGAAUUUAAUUUAGAAAUCCUUGGCUCUAUUUUCAAAAAUUAUGGAGUCGCGUUUUGUGAAGCUAUAAAUGGAAAAAUUGCAAUUGAAAAAGUAAUUGAGCAUGACAAAAAGCAAAGACCUUUUAAAGUAAUUAUGAUGGACUCAAGUAUGCCUGAAAUGGAUGGAUGAGAAGCCUCAAAAAAUAUAAAUAAACUUUAUAGAGAAGGAAAUAUUCAUUUUUUGCCUGUUAUUAUUGGACACUCUGCGUAUAACUCAGACGAAGACGUUAAACUUUGCUUCGAAAGCGGGAUGGCCGAGUUUUUACCUAAGCCAUGCUCACCAGAAGAAAUUAUUCAAACUGUAAUUAAAUACUUGUAA
Molecule: messenger RNA, 2118 nt
Organism: Blepharisma stoltei
Lineage: Eukaryota; Ciliophora; Heterotrichea; Heterotrichida; Blepharismidae
Source: the annotation of a GenBank genome assembly